AUGGCUCGCCUCUCGAAUCCGUUCGCUUUCACGCCGCUUCCCGUCAUCUUCCUCGUGACGGGAACAUACAUCGCACUUUUUGCUGCCCUGCUCACGGUCCAUCUCACAGUACCGAAUGUUCCUUACAAGACCCCGGCAGGAACAAAUUUGACACAGGCUUGGAUCGAUCUGGAGCACAUAACGCGGCGAUAUCAUCCAUACAACAGCCAUGCCAACGAUGACGUACGGAAGUACCUCUUAUCACGCGUCAAGGAUAUUGUGGCAUCCAGGAACCUCGACAGCGACCGCGUUGAAAUUAUUGAUGACAACGUAUCGAACGCAACGUUUUCAGCUGGCAACACCACUGUUUACUUCGAAGGGACUAAUAUCAUCGUCGCAAUUCGAGGGUCGUACGAUAAGGAGCCCUUUUACUCGCCCAACGGAGAUCCAUUGACAAGUACCCGUGCUUCCAAAAAUGGUGGCGUGCUCGUCAACGCCCACUACGACUCUGUCAGUACCGGCUACGGAGCGACCGAUGAUGGAGUUGGCGUUGUAUCUGUGUUGCAAUUGCUUUCGUACUUCAUCGAGCCCACGAACAGGCCGCACCGGACGGUAGUCCUACUAUUGAACAAUGGCGAAGAGGACUUUUUGAAUGGAGCCAAGGCCUUCAUGCGCCACCCGAUCUCUCAACUUCCGCAUACCUUCCUCAAUCUCGAAGGCGCAGGAGCAGGUGGUCGAGCGACGCUGUUCCGGAGCACAGAUGCAGAAGUCACCAGUUUCUACAAGGCAGCCAAACACCCGUUCGGCACUGUCGUCAGUGGUGACGGGUUCAAGCAGGGCUUUGUUCGUAGCCAGACUGAUUAUGUCGUCUUCAACGGGGAGCUUGGACUCCGUGGGCUUGAUGUGGCUUUCAUGGAACCGCGGGCGCGGUACCAUACGAUCGAGGACUCCACACGGGAAACUUCACUGAAUUCAAUCUGGCAUAUGUUAUCUGCUUCCAUUGCUACCACUUCCGGACUGGCCUCAGAUACGAGUGAUCGAUUCAGCGGGACAGAUGAGGAUCGCAAGAAGGGCAAGGUCAACGCUGGAACUGGCUCCGACGCCGUCUGGUUCGAUCUGUUUGGAAAGGCCUUUGUGUUGCUGCGGUUGCACACUCUGUUCGCUCUGUGCGUAACAUUGCUCGUUGUCGCUCCCAUCGCUCUAAUCGGACUGACUAUUGCACUCUCUAAAACUGACAAGCAAUACCUGUUUGCACUCAAGAAAUAUGUGCACUCCUCUGAUGAUGACGAGCCAGUGCGUUUGUACGGCUGGCAUGGCUUCUUCCGGUUUCCCAUCAGCUUUGUCGUGGCUACGGCAGCUGUCAUCGGUCUGGCUUAUCUUCUCCAGAGGGUCAAUCCGUAUAUCAUCUACAGCAGUCCCUAUGCAGUAUGGAGCAUGAUGCUCUCGGCAUGGUUCUUUUUCGCAUGGUUUUUGCUUCGUGGAGCAAGUGCAAUGCGUCCUUCAGCACUGCAACGCCACUACGCUCUAUUAUGGACGUUUGUUGGGAAUUUUGCACUACUCGUGUUCGUCACGGUUCUUGCUGAGAAAUACCAGCUUGCUGGCGGUUAUUUUGUGCUGUUCGGCUUUGCCGGGACAUUCUUCGCACUGCUCCUAUCAUACAUCGAGCUGUUCUUCCUCCCUAAGAAAUCUGCUUAUGCAGCUCACUUCGAUCAAGCCGGAGAACCAAACCACGAUCGAGAAUCGAAUAGCAGGCCACUGUCUGGCACCACCAACGGUACGCGAUCAGAAGAACAACUUCCGGAGGACGACGAUGCGACGGAGACUACAUCGCUUUUGCGCAACGAUCGAACAAGCUUCCGAAGAAAUUAUGGAAGCCGGCGACAAUCUGUUGGCGACGGUGCAGAGACUGAUGACCAUCAUGCGUCGUCAGACCUCGGUAGCCCAUAUGAAGGAGAGCAGGAGUGGAGCGGCAAACUCCCCAGCUGGCUUUGGCUCAUCCAGUUCCUACUCACAGUGCCCAUAACCGUGAUUCUUGUCGGCCAGAUCGCACUCAUACUGACAUCCGCCAUGUACCAGACUCCAGCAGAUGGCAACUCGACUCUUUUGAUCUACAUCUUGUUCGCAGCCUUGACCGCGAUCCUUGCUGCCCCGGCAGGGCCUUUCAUUCACCGCUUCACGUACCAUAUCCCGACUUUCCUAUUGUUCGUUUGCAUUGGCACGGUCAUAUAUAACCUCGUCGCAUUUCCGUUCUCUCGCGAUCACAAGCUGAAGGUGUACUUCCAGCAGCAGGUUGAUCUCGAUACUGGAGCGAAUACAGUAUCCUUGACUGGCGUCGACGGGUUCGUGCAAGACAUCAUCAAGGAGAUACCCAGCGCACAGGGCAAGGAUCUUAACUGCACGACACCUGACGUUGCGACUCGCAAGGAGCUUACCAAAUGUUCUUGGGCUGGCUUGCCGGCCCAUGUGGUGCCCAAUCUAUCGCCAUACAGCAACCACACCAAACCUACGUCAUGGUUGGACUACUCGUUGCAGAAAGGCAAACAUGCUAAUGAAGCCACAAUUCGUGUGGUCGGACAGAACACCAGAGCCUGCAAAUUACUGCUGGACACGCCGGUCGUUGAUUUGGGGGUCGCUGGCGUUGGCGCGGUUUCAGACCCCCGCUUCAAUGCGACCGGCGAACAUGGGACCCGUGAGCUGCGCCUUUGGCAUCGUGAAUGGUCACAGCCCUGGAACGUUAGCGUGACUUGGAAUGACGACGCGAAUUCGACGUUUUCUGGAAGGGUCGUCUGUUUGUGGUCCGAUGCGAAUGCAGGCGGCAUUCCGGCGUUCGAAGAGUUGCAGCAUUAUCUGCCUGUAUGGGCCAUCGCGACGAAGAUUGCCGACGGCCUGGUCGAAGGGUCCAAACGUUUCAAGCUCUAA
Didymosphaeria variabile is the source of this 2898-nucleotide messenger RNA. RefSeq lists its product as uncharacterized. Gene Ontology annotation, biological process: proteolysis. The transcript has 2 exons. Gene Ontology annotation, molecular function: metalloexopeptidase activity. The record is from RefSeq and is a predicted model, not a curated record. The coding region runs from base 1 to 2898 and encodes 965 amino acids. Lineage: Eukaryota; Fungi; Ascomycota; Dothideomycetes; Pleosporales; Didymosphaeriaceae.